AUGGCCUCCAACAACCCCAUUCACAACGCUGCAUCCGCCGCUGGCGAGAAGAAGGACACAAACCCCUCCAACCCUAGUAUCAUCUCAUCUGAGGGCGCCAUUGGCAAGCAAUUCAAUCCCGAUGGUAACAUCGGCCAGAUUGGUGAGAAGAUUGGUGGUCCCUUCUCCAAGGACGGUGCCAUUGGAAGCCAGUUCAACGCCAGCAAGGGCGGUAUUGCGGGCACUGUCGAGAAGGCUGUGGAUGGACCCAGGAACCCGGCGAAGAAAUAG
This is a messenger RNA of Colletotrichum chrysophilum, 270 nucleotides long. RefSeq lists its product as uncharacterized. The coding region runs from base 1 to 270 and encodes 89 amino acids. The transcript has 2 exons. NCBI's taxonomy places the organism in Eukaryota, Fungi, Ascomycota, Sordariomycetes, Glomerellales, Glomerellaceae. The record is from RefSeq and is a predicted model, not a curated record.